UCACAAUCUAACAGUGAUCGUCACAAGUCCGGUCUCUCUCUUCUUCCUUCUUUAAUCGUAGCAGCUCAGCUUUCUCCCUCCCUCUCUCUCUCUCUCUCUCUCUCUCCACAUAAACUUACUGUGUCUUACCUCUGAAUACAGAGAAAAAAUUUGUUGAAAGGAGAAAGGGAAGAGGAGUGAGCGGAGAAGAGCUGCAGCGUUGAUGUCUUCGCCGUUGCCAUUGCCAUCGCCAUCGCAAUCGCUAUCCAGAAUGGCGGCGGGCGAAGGCUCGGACAAGGAAGGAUCGGAGUACAGUUCUUCUGAAGAGAAAGGGAGCUUCGAGUACUUUGGUACGGUCUUUCAUCUUGGCGUCAAUUCGAUCGGACAUGAAUAUUGUCACCUUCGUUUUUUGUUAUUGAGGGGUCAAUACGUCGAGAUGUACAAGCGAGAUCCUCACGAGAAUCCUGGCAUUAAACCAAUCAGGAAGGGUGUCAUUGGGCACACUCUUAUGGUGGAGGAAAUAGGACGUAGGAGGGUGAAUCAGCAGGAUGUUUAUGUUCUAAGAUUUUACAACCGACUGGACGAGACAAAAAAAGGAGAAAUUGCUUGUGCUACGGCUGGAGAAGCUCGGAAAUGGAUGGAGGCAUUUGAUCAGGCCAAGCAACAAGCUGAGUACGAGCUUUUAAGAGGUGGCACAAGACGGAAACUAAGCUUGGAGAAUGAGCUCAACCUUGAAGGACAUCGGCCACGAGUAAGGAGGUAUGCACAUGGUUUGAGAAAGCUUAUAAGAAUUGGAAAAGGUCCAGAAACUCUCCUGCGUCAAUCCUCAGAUUUGGGGGAUUUCAGGGCAGAGAGAUAUUUUGAAGGUGAUGCUGGGGAUGCAAUUGAAGCCCAUGAAUGGAAAUGUGUCCGUACUGUCAAUGGUAUUAGGAUAUUUGAAGAUGUGUCUGACUCCAAGAUUGGUAAAGAUGUCCUUGUGAAGGCUGUUGGUGUUGUUGAUGCUAAUGUUGAUGCAGUAUUUGAAGUAUUUGUAAGCCUCGACCGACAUCGGAGAUAUGAGUGGGAUAUGUUGACUAGUGACUUAGAACUAGUUGAUUCUAUAAAUGGGCACUAUGAUGUUGUCUGUGGUACAUAUGACCCUAACCACAUGGCUCGGUUGCAUUCCAAAAAGGAUUUUGUCUUCUCUAGGCAAUGGUUUCGUGGACAAGAUGGAGCAUAUACCAUAUUGCAAUUUCCGGUUGUCCACAAGAAGCGACCCCCUAAAUCUGGCUAUCAACGUACACAAAUUAAUCAUUCCACUUGGGAGAUGAGAGGUCUGAAUCAGUCUUCAGCUUCAAAUUCUUCAAGAUGUUUGGUAACACAAAUUUUGGAGGUACCUGCAUCUAGUGGCUGCUGUAUAUGGAAGAAGAAUAACUGGUCAGACUUUGAAAAGACAAUCUCAUAUGCUUUGUUGUGCCAAGUUGCAGGCCUCAAGGAAUACUUUGAAGCAAAUCCUGCAUUCAGAUUUGACUCUUCAACUACUGUUGUCCAUUCAAAAGUCUCUACUUCUAGUGCAAGUGGUGAAUUUGAGGAUGAAGAAGUUAGUGAUGAAUUCUAUGAUGCAAUUGCUGCUGAUCCAUCAUCUGAUGAUGAGGAUAGUGAUGACGAUAUAGAGGAUGACAAGAUGGAUGGGAAAAUGAAGCUAAAGAAUGUCUCAUGGGCCAUCGCGAGCUUGGCCUUGAAACGGAGUUCAGUUACAGUCACAAAUAAGGAAUUGGAUGGCCACAUUCCUCCUAUCAGUAUUGAUGCAAGUCAGUAUCAUGGUUCCAUGUCCCAAGGAAAAGAUGCUAGUGACACAAAUUGUUGGUCUUGUCCGGGAGGACAAGGAUUUAUGAUAAGAGGAAAGACAUACUUAAAGGAUAAUUGUAAGAUAACGGGAGGAGAUCCUCUUUUGAAGCUCUUAGCAGUCGACUGGUUCAAGGCUGACAGCUGCAUUGACAAUGUUGCAUUGCAUCCCAAAUGCCUUGUUCAGUCAGAAGCUGGGAAGAAACUGCCAUUCAUAUUGGUCAUUAAUUUAGAGGUAUGUGUCUCUGAUAUUGAUUUUUUGCUUCAUAUCAUUAUGAAUGAGAUCCAUGUAUAUUAAAACCAAUAGAUGGAG
Molecule: messenger RNA, 2116 nt
Organism: Macadamia integrifolia
Lineage: Eukaryota; Viridiplantae; Streptophyta; Magnoliopsida; Proteales; Proteaceae
Product: protein ENHANCED DISEASE RESISTANCE 2-like
Exons: 18
Coding region: 203-2101 (632 amino acids)
Molecular function (GO): lipid binding
Source: RefSeq, a predicted model, not a curated record